This is a messenger RNA of Penicillium verhagenii, 1221 nucleotides long. RefSeq lists its product as uncharacterized. The annotation marks the transcript as partial. The record is from RefSeq and is a predicted model, not a curated record. The transcript is spliced from 3 exons. Gene Ontology annotation, molecular function: nucleic acid binding. Lineage: Eukaryota; Fungi; Ascomycota; Eurotiomycetes; Eurotiales; Aspergillaceae.
GUCGCUCUAUCUCGUUAUCUCGCGCGUCAAGGUCCUUAUCCUUUGAUCCUUACAUCUAUACCCCCCUCUUUAUCCUUACCCUUUUAUUCCCUUGAUAUAGAUUCAUACAGUAUGGCUAUUCAUCCAAGACUACGACCCCAUGGGUCACAGGGAAGCCUGUCACCACAGCACACUUUGGCUAUCUCCGCAUGGACCGAACAGGCCGCCGCAUCGCUCCAAGAUCUGUCCCUCUCCGAAUCUCGCCCCACCAACGGACCGGUGGCUACGACACCAACACCUUCAGGGCUACGAGGAGCGAGUGUGUCUCUCGCAAUUCCUCUCGACGAUGAACCUCCUUCCCCUUCGCCGCAAGCUAAGGUGGCCAACCCUGCCGCAGAGUCUCGCCCGACCCCAACGGUCAGUUUCCGGCGCCGAGAGCCGCUGCGCAAGGAUGGCAUGAAACGCCGCGAGGCCAUGCUAAAGGGUAAAGAUGGCAGUCGUCGACGACAACGCUGGGAGAAUGAUCGUUUGUUACACAACCCAUGGGCUGAGCCUCCAGCUCCGAGUGACUGGGCCAUUGCGCCAACGUACACACGUCAUGAUCCGAUGCCCUACUAUCUGGCGCCACUCUGGGAGGUACACUAUGCCAGAAUGGCAGACCAUCAUUCGGCCCGCAAGCAUGCGGCCAAGACUGCCAAUGUGAAGCACCGGGUCCCCAAGGAACUCCGGUCUAAAUUGAAACACGCGCGGGCAGCCCGUGGUAUGCUUCAAGAUCUGGAAGACGAUAUUAGACACUUUAUCCAGAAAUGGAAUGAGAAGCAGCAGUACCUCCAGAACGAGGGUCUUCUGGAUGCACCCGAAGAGGAUUCAGAAGACGAGAUUGUCUUUGUUGGCCGCAAUGGACAGAUGCAUGACUCUCCAGAACGGAAGUUGAAGUUGGAACAGAUGUGCCAGGAGCUAAGCUUACACCACGAACGAGAUGGCGAGAAGAUGGUGUUCGAGAGUUUAGUGGAUGACCGUGGGGCUUCGUUCGGACGCUGGCUCGUACACUCCAUCGCCUCCUACUAUGGGUUGCACACUUGGUCCGUUACUGUCGGAUCUCCUGCUCGCCGGGAAGCCUAUGUGGGCGUCCGACCACCAGGUCCUGGCAGUCGAGCUGGGCUCAUCACUCAUCCUUCCUGCCAGUCGGAAUUGAUUCAACCAGGCGAGGAGCUACCCGAGCCUCUCUACGCUCAGGUCUAG